Messenger RNA from Miscanthus lutarioriparius, 2403 nucleotides. Lineage: Eukaryota; Viridiplantae; Streptophyta; Magnoliopsida; Poales; Poaceae. The record is from the annotation of a GenBank genome assembly.
AUGGCAGAGAUUGCUGUUCUUCUUGUCCUGAAAAAGAUUGCCAUCGCUCUGGCAGGAGAGACCCUAAGUUUUGCUAAACCUUUGCUUGCAAAGAAAUCUGAGUUGGUAGCAGCACUCCCAGAUGACAUGAAACUGAUUAGUAAUGAGCUUGAGCUUAUUCGGGCAUUUCUUAAGGAAAUUGGACGUAAGGGUUGGAAAAGUGAAGUAAUAGAAACAUGGAUUGGGCAAGUCCGAAGACUGGCUUAUGAUAUGGAAGACAAUGUAGAUCAUUUUAUUUAUGUAGUUGGUAAACACAAUGAGAUAGGAUCAUGGUGGGAUUACAUGAAGAAAAUAGCCAAGAAACCUCAACGGCUGUUUUCGCUAGAUGAAAUUGCUGGUGAAAUCAAGAGAAUAAAGCAAGAGCUUAAACAACUCUCUGAAAGUAGAGACCGCUGGACUAAACCCUUAGAUGGUGGGACUGAUAUACCUGCAGGAAGCUAUAAAACUGAAAAGGAAAUAUAUCUUCCUGGACAUGAUUACUCAAUCAGUGACGAAGAGCUUGUGGGAAUUGAUAAAAAUAAGCAAACCUUGAUUAGUUCAUUAACAUUUGAAGAUCCAUCACUUCGGAUCAUUGCUGUCUGGGGUAUGGGUGGCAUUGGGAAAAGCACUCUUGUCAAUAAUGUGUACAAAAAUGAAGGAUCCAACUUUGACUGUCGUGCAUGGGUUUCUAUCUCUCAGUCAUAUGAACUAGAAGAUAUAUGGAAGAAAAUGCUGACAGAUCUCGUCGGGAAAGAAUUUGAUCCUGGAACAAUGGAUAGUGCAGAACUAAGAGUGAAAUUGAUAAAUUCUCUAGAUAAAAAACGGUACUUGAUCAUACUGGAUGAUGUCUGGAUGGCUGAUGUUCUUUUUAGAAUUAAAGAGGUUCUUGUAGAUAAUGGCCUUGGAAGCAGAGUAAUAAUCACAACAAGAAUUGAGGAGGUAGCUUCAAUAGCUGAGGAUAGUUGUAAGAUCAAAGUAGAACCUCUUGGUGUCCAUGAUUCCUGGCAUGUAUUUUGUAGGAAGGCAUUUCCGAAAGUUGAAAAUCAUAUCUGCCCUCCAGAGUUACAUCAGUGUGGUAUAAACAUUGUGGAGAAAUGUGAUGGUUUACCAUUAGCCCUUGUGGCAAUAGGAAGCAUAUUGUCGCUGAGACCGAAGAAUGUUAAUGAGUGGAAGCUAUUUUAUGAUCAACUAAUUUGGGAGCUACACAACAAUAAGAAUCUUAAUCACGUGGAGAAAAUCAUAAAUCUAAGCUAUAAAUACCUACCGGACUAUUUGAAGAACUGCUUCCUGUAUUGUGCUAUGUUUCCAGAAGACUAUCUAAUACACAGAAAGAGAUUGAUUAGAUUGUGGAUAGCUGAAGGAUUUAUUGAACAAAAAGGGACAUGCAGCUUAGAAGACAUUGCUGAAAGUUAUCUUAGAGAACUUGUACGACGGAGCAUGCUUCACGUUGCACAGAGAAACAGCUUUGGUAGGAUUAAAUGUAUUCAAAUGCAUGAUCUUGUGCGUGAACUAGCCAUUUUCCAGUCUAAAAGAGAGGGUUUCAGUACAACUUAUGAUGGAAAUAAUGAAGCAAUGCUAGUGGGAUCAGAUUCUCGACGAGUGGCUGUGCUCCAAUGCAACAAGGGCAUUCCGUCAAACAUUGAUGCAUCCAGGCUUCGCACCUUCAUAACGUUUGACACCAGCAGGGAAUUAUCUUCGUGGUAUUCUUCCAAACCGAAGUACCUUGCGGUAUUAGACUUAUCAGGCUUGCCUAUUGAGACUGUUCCAAGUUCAAUUGGGGAGCUAUUCAACCUUAGGCUUUUGUGCCUCGAUGACACCAAAGUGAAAGAACUCCCUAAAUCUAUUACAAAACUUCAAAACCUACAAACAUUGAGUCUUGAGAAUGCAGAGUUAGUGAAGUUGCCAGAAGGGUUUUCAAAACUGAAGAAAUUGCGACAUCUUCUGGUUUCAAGGUUGCAAGAUGUAACUUACAACAGUUUCAAAAGUUGGGAAGCUGUGGAGCCAUUUAAGGGCUUGUGGAGUUUGAUUGAACUGCAAACUCUGUAUGCCAUUAAAGCAAGUGAAGUAUUUGUUGCAAAACUUGGAAAUUUAUCCCAGCUGAGAAGCCUUAUAAUUUGUGAUGUAAGGAGUAGCUACUGUGCACAAUUGUGUGGCUCUUUGUCAAAGAUGUGCCAGCUGUCACGAUUAACGAUAAGAGCAUGUGACGAAGAUGAACUGCUACAGCUGGAUGAUUUAACAUUUCCAAAUCCUCUUCAAAUCCUUAGUUUAAACGGACGACUGUCAGAAGGAACUUUCACAUCUCCCUUUUUCUUAAAUCAUGGAAAUAUGCUUCUUAGGCUCAUGCUAUUUUACAGUCACCUUUCAGAAAAUCCAGUACCUCUCUGA